This is a messenger RNA of Nakaseomyces glabratus, 702 nucleotides long. RefSeq names its product nucleobindin SSP120 (gene SSP120). Gene Ontology annotation, cellular component: endoplasmic reticulum-Golgi intermediate compartment; extracellular exosome. Gene Ontology annotation, molecular function: calcium ion binding. NCBI's taxonomy places the organism in Eukaryota, Fungi, Ascomycota, Saccharomycetes, Saccharomycetales, Saccharomycetaceae. The record is from RefSeq and is a predicted model, not a curated record.
AUGAAGUUUAGCAGAUCUGUAUUUGCGCUGCUCGCUGUCUUAGUGUCGGCUAAUGCUGACGUCAAGGCUAAGGAUGAUGUAAAUGUCGAAGUUGAGAAGCCACCAAAUGGCAUGUCCUGGGAAGAAUGGCAUAUGGACCAUGAACACGAGCUUAAGAAAUAUACGCCUGAGCAGUUUUUUGCUCUUCAUGAUGUUAAGAAGAAGGGUUACUGGGAUGAGAACGAUAUUCUGGGUCUAUAUGGUCUUAACCGUGACGAAGUUAUUGGUGCAGGUGACGGUAUGGGAGAGCAUGAUAAUUCUGAAAAGAUAGAUGAGACCACCGCUAAGAAUGUGGUCAAGUUCAUAAUGAAGUUACUUGAUGUUAAUGAUGACACUAGGAUUCUGAGAGAUGAAUACCUGGAAUUUGCUAGGAGGGGUAAGAAGCUUCCUGAUUUGGGUGUUGGUGUGGGUCAUCAUUCAGAUUUCGAACGUGAAUACGAAAUCCAUCACUGGAAUAAGUACCACAAGGAUAAGGAUGUAAAUGUCAAGAAUGUCCAUAAGGAAGAUAUUGAGCAUGAACUAUUACACCAUGAGCACGAUAUUGAACACCAGGAAAAGAUACAAAGAGGUGCUGCUAGGGGAACUGUUAUUACUGAUGAUCAAUUGGAAGCUAGAAUUGAAUUGAAAAAUAUCCCAUCUAGAUUCAAGAACGGUUACUUUUAA